Messenger RNA from Helobdella robusta, 456 nucleotides. RefSeq lists its product as hypothetical. NCBI's taxonomy places the organism in Eukaryota, Metazoa, Annelida, Clitellata, Rhynchobdellida, Glossiphoniidae. The coding region runs from base 1 to 456 and encodes 151 amino acids. The transcript is spliced from 3 exons. The record is from RefSeq and is a predicted model, not a curated record.
AUGUUCGACGCUGGUGCUAACCCACCACUUGUAACAAAUUUCCUACAUCAAUCGUUUCUUUUUCCUGUAGCAAGAAAAGAUGUAUAUAAUUUGAAGCAAAAAACGAGGUUAACUAGAACUCCAGAAGAGGAGCUGAUGGGCGCGCUUGGGUUGCCUGGUGUUACAAGUGAAAUCUUAGUUGACGAGAAUGGGUCAUGGUUGGGUCUUUACCAUCUCAAGGUCGAAUUCGGCUUGCGAGUUAAUUUCUAUUUUCAUCUCAACGUCGAAUUCACCGUGCGAUUCUCACGCUUUGCACCGUCUAAACGUCGUAUUCGCCAACUCGUCAUUCGCACGCCUUAUAGCAUCUCAACGUCGAAUUUGAUGGGCGGGUUUCUCACGAUUUAUAAUUUCAAACGUCGUAUUCACCCGCCCGUGAUUCGCACGCCUUAUCUCAACGUCUAUUUGAACGCCUUAUAG